Molecule: messenger RNA, 2795 nt
Organism: Austrofundulus limnaeus
Lineage: Eukaryota; Metazoa; Chordata; Actinopteri; Cyprinodontiformes; Rivulidae
Gene: itgbl1
Product: integrin, beta-like 1
Biological process (GO): cell-cell adhesion; integrin-mediated signaling pathway; cell migration
Cellular component (GO): integrin complex; cell surface; focal adhesion
Molecular function (GO): integrin binding
Source: RefSeq, a predicted model, not a curated record
CUGGUAAGUAGGAGUGUUGGACUCUGGAGGGACUGAGCCUGUUCGGGCCAGCCUGCUGUUCUGUCUCUCCUUUUCUCCAUUUUUUUUCCUUCUCCUCUCUCACUCUCCCUUCCUGUCUUGUCUGUUUAAGGGGCAAAAGACUGGAAAUUCCUUCAAGCUACUUUACUUCAGGUUUCUGUGGGAUUCAAACAUGCACACUGUGGUUUUGCUGCAGUCAAUGCUUGUGCCGUUGGUUCUGAUUCUGCUCUCUGCCGUUGACGACACUUUGUUACAGUCGCUGAGCCAGGUGGACCGUGUGUGCAGGCUGUCCACAGAGUCACUGCUACGUCGCUGCCGGACACCAGAUGGCAAAAUAUGCAGUGGAAGGGGCAAAUGUGACUGUGGCAUCUGUAUCUGUGAGGCUAAAGAGCCAGGAAAGUUCUACGGUCCGCGCUGCGAGUGCCAUGACUGGGUCUGUCCUACUUAUAAUGGACAAAUUUGCAAUGGAACCUGCCACUGUGGAAGCUGCAUGUGUGACACAAAUGAUGGAAAGAACUUAAUAACGGGACGCUUCUGUGAGUGUGAUGACAGCGAGUGUCUGGAUGAGGAUACCGGAGAGAUUUGUGGAGGCCAUGGACAGUGUUACUGUGGAAACUGUUACUGUGCUGCUGGUUGGCAUGGAGACAAAUGUGAGUUUCAAUGUGACAUCAGCCCAUGGGAAAGCAAACGGAGGUGCACAUCCCCAGAUGGCAAAAUCUGCAGCAACCGAGGGACCUGUGUUUGUGGGGAGUGUACCUGCUAUGAUGUGGAUCCCUCUGGUGACUGGGGAGACAUUCAUGGAGAUACCUGUGAGUGUGACGAGAGGAACUGCCAUGCCACCUACGACCGAUACACAGAUGAUUUCUGCUCAGGUCAUGGCCAGUGUAAUUGCGGAAGGUGUGACUGCAAAGACGGUUGGACGGGGAAGAAGUGUGAGCAUCCUCUGAGUUGCUCAUUGUCUGUGGACAGCAGCCUGAAAAAAUGCAAAGGAGCAUCAAGUUUGCCCUGCAAUGGACGAGGCCAGUGUCAGUGUGGACAGUGCACUUGCCACCCACCGGGGGACAAUCGGGUUCAUGGCAAAAACUGUGAGUGUGAUGAUCGUCAGUGUGAGGACAUAACUGGAGAGGUUUGUGGAGGUCACGGCUACUGUUCAUGUGGACGUUGCAUCUGUGAAGAGGGCUGGUUUGGGAAGCUAUGCCAGUUCCCUAGGUUCUGUGACAUGAGUGACGCCCAGAGCAAGGAGGUUUGCGAGACAGCAGAUGGAGUCCUUUGCAGUGGAAAAGGUUCCUGUCACUGUGGGCAGUGCAUCUGCUCUCCACAAGAGUGGUGGAUAUCAGGAGAUUACUGUGAGUGUGACGACCGAGAGUGUGACAAACAUGAUGGCCUCAUCUGCACAGGGAACGGCCUGUGUAACUGCGGCAACUGCGAGUGCUGGGAAGGAUGGACAGGAAAUGCUUGUGAGAUCUGGGUGGGAGCAGAGUACUGAAGAGAGAAGAGCACUGGAGUCAGAAACCAGAGUUGCUUUCCUGACUGAAUGACCCGGAUCAGCACCACAACCAUUUACAACCAGGCUGGCAACACCACCACAGAAAACUAAACAACAUGGAUGUAAAUCUGCGUGUAUUUAACUUGAAAUAUUUUAUUGUUCUAGAUGCAAACUUGGUAUAAAAAAUUAACAAAUAUCUUUUUUUUCUGCUCUAAACAUAUUCCAGUGUAAACAUUUGUGCUUUUAAAGCUGCUUUUUAUGUAUUUCCACAUAUUUCUGAUGACAACCAAGAAUAGGAUGCAAAUACAUGACAAAUCCAAAAAGCUGUAAGAGAUGAACAUGUUCUGAUUACAGAAGGUUUAUGAAGACGUGCAGUAUUGUGUUUUUAAUUAAUUAUAUUUGUUGCAGAUUUAUGAAGAUGUGUUUUUAACCAAUUAUAUUUGUUGCACUAUCCCAGACUAGACGGAAAUAUGUCUUUAAAAUUCAGGCCAGAGGUCUCUCUUUGAAAUUUUUAUUUCUUUUUUUCCUGUUUUUUCAAUAAUAAAACAAUAAAUGUACUGCAUGACAUAACAUUUUGCAUGAAAACCAACGCAAAGACCUUAAACAUACAUGGUUACAGAUUUGCUAUAACAUGACAUAACUCCAAUGAGCAUACGAUGGAAUAUUAUAUAUAUAUAUUUGAAAAUAAAUUCAUUUUAUUCAUUCCUAUUAUUCUUCAGCAAACAAAGUAAAUGGAAAAAGAAUCAAAUCAAACUAUCCGCCAUCUUCUGGUAGUGAUAGGAUUAAAGUGGAAGAAACAAAAACGAGGGCAUAAAUAUUUCACUUGUGGCAUACCGGAUGUCCAUAUCACUUCAAACGAUGGUGUCAGGGGAUGACAGCUGCUUCCCCACUUCAACAGAAGAUCUAUAGGAGGUCACAAAGAAUUAUUUUUGUUAAUUCUACUUUGGCUUUUUCCAUGCUUAAACAAGCCAGCCCCUCUGUUAUCUGUGUCCCAUCAAAAAACGUCUAAUGCAGUAAUAUACUGCACACUAUAUUGCAUUGAGUAUUAAGUUACUGACAUUACAGUACGCCUUUAUAUAAAUAUUUUAUUUAGUAUGUUGUAUAUGUGAAUACAACAAACACAAACUGUAUAGUGUAGACAAACUCAUUGCAUAUAUGUAAAAGUAGCGGUACAUACCAACAGUUCUUGAAAGACAUAGCCUACUACAUGCAGUUCAUCAAUGCCAUCCUCUCCCCAUGCAACAUGUGGGACAUUUUACAAAAAAAAAAAGUUGAUAACUAAAGCAACAAA